Echinostoma caproni is the source of this 459-nucleotide messenger RNA. The record is from the annotation of a GenBank genome assembly. NCBI's taxonomy places the organism in Eukaryota, Metazoa, Platyhelminthes, Trematoda, Plagiorchiida, Echinostomatidae.
CUCGCCUCAAAUCCGGUCAGCACUGUCCCAACCAUGCCUCGUCCGCUGGUUCCGUUACGAAAAAGUGACAAAAUCCCCAUGCCUAUUCGAACUCGCUAUUUGGAUCAGUUUAUCGAAGAGUGCUUGGUGAUCUAUCAGUCACCUAAUGAUGCGUACGAACGGGCAUUAACCGAUGAACAAGCUUGUCAUGACAAGGCUACCAGUCGUAUGGCCUAUCUGAAUGCGGUAAUUCAGCGAUUGAAAUCACUGAAGGCGGAGAAAGCGCAGGCAGAAAAAGAAGGAGUGAAGUUAUUGGGUAGUGGAACUACUAAUACUACUACUGGUUCUCGUGGCAGCAAGCCCGCGUCAGGUCAGUCCACCUCUGUGGGAUCGGAAGAUUCAUCAGAGAAGAAACUAGACGAAGUUAUUCGAGUUCUAUUUUUCCGGUCCUCUUAUCAUUCGAGUCAUCAUUUUUUAUGA